AUGGCUGAUGAAGAUGAAAGAUGGUUAUACGGUGAUAGUAAUCCUGAUGAAGAAGAACAAGAAAAAGAAACAACCGAAGCCGCCGAAAACACUAAAGAUGAGGGUAUGAUUAAUAAUGCAGAGCUUGAACCACCGGAAAUUCGAAAUGAACCUGAUAAAAUACCGGAGAUUGAAGAAAAUGAAAAAGAUGAAGGUGUGGAAAGUUAUCCAGAAAAAAUGGAUGUCACAGAACAAAAAGAUAAUAAUGAAAAUGGAGAAUUAGAUAAUGAUAAACAAGAAGAAAAUGAUGAAGAGGAUGAUGAUGAUGAAGAUGAUGAAGAAGAUGAUGAUAGCGAUGAUGAUAAUGUUAAUGUUAUUAUUGGCGACAUAAAUAAAACAGGACCUACCUACACUAAUAUUAAUAUACCUAAAAGGGGGCCUAAUAUUACAGGUCCAGGUAAAUUUUCAAUGGAAGAUUUUGAAUCGGUCGGUAUAAUCAAUGGAGUUCCAGCACAUGAAUUUAAUGUUGAUGUAAUUGAAGACAAACCUUGGAGAAUACCAGGAGCAGAUAUAACAGAUUAUUUUAAUUAUGGAUUUAAUGAAGAAACAUGGAAAGCUUAUUGCGAAAGACAAAAACGUAUUCGAAUUCAUGAAAGUUGUACAGGAUUGCCAACUCAAGCAAUGACGGGUCAAUCUUGGACCAACACUCAAGGCGGAGGACAAAAUCCUCAGUAUACAAAUACUCAAUCAACAGGAGGUAAAAAAAGCGGUUGGGAAACUGGACAAAUUAGAGUUAUAGGAUCAGGUGUAGCUUCGAGAAGAUUAGAUGAAAAUACGCCUGAAAAUCAAAAUAUACAACCAACAGCUGCUGAUCAAUGGAGAGACGGUUGGGCUCCUGGAAAUUUAGUUACGUUCGGUCAAAGCGUUAAACCCGUACACACUCAUAUAGAAGAUUCAAAUUCACAAGAUAGAAUAUUAAAAGAAAGAGAAAAGGAAAGAGAUAGGGAUCGUGAUUUAGAUAAAGAACGUAACAACGAGAGAAUCGUUAUAGAUAGAGAUGAUAAAGACAAAAGAAAAGACAAACAGAAAGAAAAGAUCAGAUGA
Molecule: messenger RNA, 1083 nt
Organism: Pediculus humanus corporis (human body louse)
Lineage: Eukaryota; Metazoa; Arthropoda; Insecta; Psocodea; Pediculidae
Product: pre-mRNA polyadenylation factor FIP1, putative
Exons: 8
Coding region: 1-1083 (360 amino acids)
Cellular component (GO): mRNA cleavage and polyadenylation specificity factor complex
Molecular function (GO): RNA binding
Source: RefSeq, a predicted model, not a curated record